Messenger RNA from Gadus morhua (Atlantic cod), 4701 nucleotides. RefSeq names its product lysophosphatidylglycerol acyltransferase 1 (gene lpgat1). Lineage: Eukaryota; Metazoa; Chordata; Actinopteri; Gadiformes; Gadidae. Gene Ontology annotation, cellular component: endoplasmic reticulum; endomembrane system. Gene Ontology annotation, biological process: phosphatidylinositol acyl-chain remodeling. The coding region runs from base 580 to 1698 and encodes 372 amino acids. Gene Ontology annotation, molecular function: acyltransferase activity. The record is from RefSeq and is a predicted model, not a curated record. The transcript is spliced from 8 exons.
UGGGUCGCUGCUGGUCGCUAGCAGCUCAGAGACUCCGUACUCCGUUACGAAGCGACGCGGAGCAGAGAUAACGGGUUGCACACGACGGACAAACCCCCGACCACCGCCGCACACGAUGCGUCUUUUAGUCUCUAUUUUAUGAACACCAUCGGACUUGGCGGGCUUCGGUGUGCACAAACGGCGUCGUCUCCCGUCCGUGUUUCGCCGCCCAUGGGAGCGCAGUAGCUAGCUAACUGGAGGAUGAUGAUGUCUCAUCGGUGGAAUCACCCCGACUGAGAUGGACCCAGCGACCCAGCUACGGCGGAGUCGUAGCCUGCUAGCCAGCUAGCGAGCCGAGCUCUCAUGAUCGGACCCCUUCUGCGACGAGCGAACGGCCGGGAGAGAUCCGUCCCCGACACGAUACUUUAUUCAGACCCCGUUAUGAGGCUGUACGGAUUCCAGCGAGACAUGUUAAAAUGUUAACUAGCACCGUUGCUAACUUUACCUAGGCUAGGUUAGCCACACGUGACCCCAUCCUUGCAUACAUCUCUGCCGUCCUCCGGGUGAUUAAGUGACGUUCGUGUGGCAGUGCGCACCAGGAUGGCGGAGCUAAUGGACAGCGCCCGGAAGCUGGGCUGGGUUCUCCUGAAUUGUACCGUUCGUUUUAUUUUUAUGUUCAUCAACAACUUUGUAGCCAUACCUUCCUACUGUUUAUACCUUAUACUUCUUCAACCGCUGAGAAUAUGGGACAGUCCUACGUUUUGGUACAUUGAAGGAAUUAUGUUCAAAUGGAUGCUGGCCAUGGUGUCUUCGUGGGGCUGGGUCGCAGGGUAUACAGUGACGGAGUGGGGCGACGACGUGAGGCCGUUCUCGGAGGACGAAGCCAUGGUCAUCGUGAACCACCAGGCGACUGGGGACGUGUGCACGCUCAUGAUGUGCCUGCAGGACAAGGGCACGGUGGUUAGGAAGAUGAUGUGGUUGAUGGACCAUGUUUUCAAGUACACCAACUUUGGCCUGGUGUCCCUCAUACAUGGAGACUUCUUCAUCAAACAGGGUAAAACCCACCGGGACAAGCAGCUCAUCUACCUGAAGGACCACCUGGACCGGUACUACCAGAGCCGUGACAGGAAGUGGAUAGUGCUGUUCCCCGAGGGGGGUUUCCUGCGCAAGCGGCGGGAAACCAGCCAGGCGUUCGCCAAGAAGAACUCGCUGCCCCACCUGACCCACGUGACCCUGCCGCGGCUGGGCGCCACACAGGUCAUCCUGCGGACCCUUGGAGCCCAGCAGGAGAACGGCAGCGUCAGCAGCGAGAGCGGGCCCCAAAGCCAGUCAGGUUAUAAACGCAAAGGCUUGCAGUGGGUGGUGGAUGUGACUAUAGCCUACCCCCAGGCCCGGCCCAUGGACAUACAGACCUGGAUCUUCGGCUACCGACCCCCCACCGUCACACACGUGCACUACAGAGUGUACCCCAUAAAGGAGGUUCCUGUUGACACGGCGCCCCUGACAGACUGGCUAUACCAGAGGUUUGUGGAGAAGGAGGAUCUGCUGACCCACUUCUACGCAACGGGCUCCUUUCCUCCCGCCAAGGGGCAGAAGGAGAUGCCUUCCCGGGCGAUGACCCUGGACCCGGUGUGGCUGUGCUUCAUCCAGUCGCUGGCCUUCGCCUCCGGCUACAUGUGGUACCGGGUCCUCCAGUACGCCUACUGCUGGGUUUUCUGAGCCACAGUCGCCAGGGCGACGGCCUCCAGAGGGACCAUGGGAAAGACUCAGGAUCAGUGGGAUGUGUGGCCCAGUGUUGUACUAGACCCCCCCCCCCCCCACCCCCCCCUGCCCUGCCCAACCCCGCCACCCCCAACCAAUCCCUCCCCAACGAUGGAUGAAUGUACAUUUGCGAAAAAGCCGGAGAGACACUGGUGGGGGGGGGGGGGGGCAUCAUAGAAAAGAAGUAAACGGAAUAAAACUACACAUGAAUAAGAAAAUGAAAGCCCACCCAAGCCUCUUAUAAGGCUGCUCAUGUUUAGACACACACAAGUACUGACUCUCACACACUCCACCGGCCCGCCCCAGCAGGCGGCCCAUCCUCCUCUCUCACACUUGUCGUCAAAAGUAACGCUUUAAUGUUUACAUCUCCACCCCCCCCCCCCCCCCCCCCCCCCCAUCACAUAUGAGGCUCAGGACUCCCCCGGGAGUAUUUUUUCGACUAUCUGUCAAUCUCCCUGGGCUUUACCCGUGAUAGUUUUACAGUUAAGUGUGUUUGAUUGUGUGUGUGAGUGUGUGUGUGUGUGUGUGUGUGUGUGUGUGUGUCUGUGUUCUGAAGUUAGUAAAAAAGCGUAAUGCCUGCCCUAAAUCGUACGGGCCGGACCAGAAGAAGCCCCUUGGAUCCUGCUCUCUGUCUUAGUCUCAGCCUGUUGCCAUCGGUAUUGAGCGCGGUGGGGGCUGCAGAGACCCCCCUCCCACGGCCGACCAGCGGGGGUCUCUUCAUUGCACUAAGGAUCCAUACUGCCCACCCCGUGUCCCCCCCUGACGACCCCCCUGGGAGACAGACCCUCACCUGGAGCUCUGGACGUUUUUUAAUUGCUUUCAAAAGAAAAAAAAUCUCUCUUGCUCUCUCUCUCUCUCUCACUACACAUCUAUUGGCCUCCAUACGUUGUGCUCCCUGUGACGAGGGCCACAGUGUGUGUUGUCAUUAGGCUCCGAGUUCCCCCGGGAGCGAGGGAGGGCUCCUGUUUACACCGCUCGGCCCUGAAGGGACGCUGGCUCUCACGACUUCGGGUUUGGGCCCCGAGGCCGGUGCCCGUGUGCCAGGCCCGUCCCGGGGCAGUGGCCACGGCCACAAUCAGUGGCCAACGACUGCAUGACUUCAACGAGGGCAGAACUCUUGCCAGCUCCAAUUUCCCGCUACUGGAGAAAAUUGCAGAGGACCCCCCUCCUCCGCCCACUCCCUAUUAAGUGUCUGCCCGCCAUGCACAGGACACACACACGCGCACACACACGUGCACACGUACACUCUCCAACCAUGUGCAGCUACACAAACUAAGAGUAGCUGUCCGACUCGAACCCACGCCAGACUGAAGGCAGCGCCAGAGAGGUGAUUCCUACUGGGAACGCCUAGUUUUACAAAUAUUUAAGCCAUACGCUUAGUGUCGUUUAAGGGACAAGGACAAUGGGGAAAGGAGGGUGGGCAAAAAAGGAAAAGGAUCAUUCUUAAUAGAAAAGCUUACCCUAAUGUUCAGCAUACUAAAACCUAGGUGUCAGUUCUGUAAAUGUACAGCAUAACCUGCCUAUGUGAGUGUGUUUGUGUGUGUGUCUGUGUGUGUGUGUGGGAGAGCGCGUGCGUGCGUGUUUGUGUGGUUGUCUUUCAACACCCCCUCCCUCCCCGAACCAACCUGCUCCCUGUUUAUUUUAAAUUUUUUAUCUAUACAAAUUAAUGUUGUGUUGCUCUGUGGCGUCAGAGUGCGAGGACAGCUCACCGUGGCGGAGUGUUUUCAUUUGUUUUAAAUUACUUGAACCGUCGUACCCCUGUUAUGGUAUGUUUAAUUUUGUACAUAACAAAGAAGAGGAAGGAUCUCUUUGUCUAUCAAUGACUGCAAGGUUGUGUCACGCGUCGGCACUCAGCUUUUAUUAUUUCAGAUUGUUUUUAUUUUUUUAAAUUAUCAUGAAUGUUUUAAAAGAGAAAAAGGCAAGGUUUUCCCCUGUGUCCAGUGUUGUAUCUUUCUUUUCUUGUUUUGGGGUGACACCAAACUAGGACGCUACUAUAUGCCACAAAAAGUCCGUUUUGAGAGACGGCCAGUCUCUUCGUCCAAUGACACGCGGGCCCAGUUCAAAGUUGAGCCCCGCCCCUUCCUUCGCCUAGCCCGGAGCAUCAAAGAGUGAAAACACUGAUGAAGGCUUGUGCAUGUAGGAUUCUGUGGGAUAUCUUUGCUUUCCAGCUUGCCCCUAAAAACACGUUUGAUGGCUAUAGACUGUUAAGAGGCAACCCACCACACAGCCUGGAGCCUAGUCCCAUGCUGCCAGUCUACAUUCACUCUGAUGCGGGGGAGGGGAGGGGAGGGGAGGGGAGGGGGAGGGGGGGGGUACCAACACUGUAACUGGGCCAGGAGAGGAAAGCAAUAGUUGUUCCCCUUUUCAUUUUUUUUUGUUUGAUUUGGGGCGUUUUUGUAAAGGGAAGUUCACACAGGGCCCAGCAAUGAUGCGGCGAUGUUGUAUUGAGAGUCAAUGUGAAAGGUUCUGACCCUGCUCUCCUGACGAGCAGCAGGAGGAACCGCCUCCAGGGAGGGGGAGAUGAAGUGGAUACACAAAUGCAAUGAGGUUGCAUUGAAGCCCACCCCUCUCCUUUCAGGGGGAGUAUACAUGUAGGAGCUGUGUAUGAAAUGCAGAGGGCUACCUGACUAGGUAGAUGUGAAACCCUUUUCGGGGCUAGACUGAAACGUGUCUAUUCGUCCUGCCACCCUGAGAUGUUCCCCGGUAUGAAUAGGAGAUGCCACAAGUCGUUUAUUUUCCAUUUUUCUUCCCAAGGCCGCUUUUCCAAAGAAGGCAGAGAUGGUGGGCAGGGGGAGGUUUUUCCUAGAUAUGGUUAUAGGAAAUGAACACAAUAGAAAUUAAAAACAAAUGAUACUAGAAUUGUCUGUAAUUUUUCCAUUUUGUACUUCUCCUUUAAUUCCUAGCUACACAGCCAUUUUACAACACAGAGACCUUGUGCUGGAAUAAAACAUCAAAAUGAUC